UCCUCCCGCUCUGUGAGCAAGGCAAGCCCAUCAGACCCAACCAUGAAACUCCUCUUGUCAAUCUUGUUUCUUGUUUUUGCACAUCUCUCGUUUGCCCAAAGCGAGAAUGGAACAGAUGUUUUGCAGUUAGCGAUUGAGAAGCUACCAGAGUGCGCACUCAAAUGCACAUUGACAACUGUUGGAGCGUCCACAUGUCAGCUCACCGACAUUGAGUGCAUCAAGCACAAUGAGCAGCUUUUGGAUACUUUAACAGUAUGUGUCAAAUCCAGCUGUCGCAUCAGAGAUGCACUCACCGCUAGAAAAUUCCUCCAAGAGUUGAUGGGUGCGCCGGUUCGAGACGAGACAAAAAGUGGCACCUUAACCACGUUGACCGUCGGCGGAGUGGCCUUGCUGGCUUUUAUUCUACGGGUGUUUGCCCGUUUGCCAGUGUUUGGGAGGACGUGGGGUCCUGAUGACUGGGUUAUGACCGCGACUAUUAUUAUAGUCAUCCCACUCACAAUCUGUGCAUAUCUCUUGAACGAACUUGGACUGGGAAAGGACAUGUAUGUGGUGCCAUUUGAUAAUAUCACCAAGAUCCUGGAGAUCUUUUACGUCACCGAAUUGCUCUAUCUCACAUCAAUCUCGCUCACGAAGAUAUCGAUGCUGCUCUUCUACCUUCGAAUCUUCCCCGACAAACGGCUCAGACGUAUCAUAUACUUUACGAUAGCAUUGUGUGUCAUGUACCUCAUUGCAUUUGUCACAGCAACGGCACUGCAGUGUAUUCCGAUCCGAAUCGCCUGGGAGCAUUGGGAUGGUGAACAUCAUGGAAAAUGCAUAAACCUGAACGCCGACGCGUGGGCAUCUGCUGGGGUCAACAUCGUUCUCGACAUCAUUGUCAUGGCACUGCCCAUGAAGCAGUUAAAGAAUCUCACGAUGAGUCCUCUUCGCAAGCUUGCUGUUAUGGUCAUGUUUCUCGGUGGAAGCUUUAUUACCAUUGUCAGUAUACUCCGUCUGAAGUACAUGGUCCAAUUUGCGCAUACCGAAAACGUGACUUGGGACUACCUCCCUAUCGGAUAUUGGUCUGCGAUUGAAUCGCAUGUCGGUGUCAUCGUCGCUUGCCUCCCCGCUAUACGCUCGCUAGAGACUUCCCUCCGAAAACGUCUCUUCCCGAAGACCCCAGGAGGCUCGAAUAGCUAUUAUGGCAGCAAUACUCGAGCCAGCGGCCGAAAAAGUGGACUGAAGGGUUCAAAAUCUCGUACAUGGCCAUCAAAAGCUGGGGCAUCCCGUCAAAGUACACUCAUCGCGAGCAAGAUUGACACCGACGAGUUUGUGCGACUGCAUGAGUACGAGAUGACCGCAGGAAUGGGUGACAAGAGUAAUGAAAAUGAUAGCCUGGGACCGCGGGCCCGAGCUAUGAGCCCCAAUGGAGACCGCACGCCGUUAGUCACGGCAUCGAGCCCACAAGCGUUGAGCAGUAUCCUGGUGCGGACGGAAUAUAGCGUUGACACCGAGACUCUCAGGCUGGGAAGAAUUUACGAGAGCACAAGCGAGGAGGAAUUAAUGAGCAGAGCCAAAUUGCGCACAUAG
Molecule: messenger RNA, 1566 nt
Organism: Periconia digitata
Lineage: Eukaryota; Fungi; Ascomycota; Dothideomycetes; Pleosporales; Periconiaceae
Source: the annotation of a GenBank genome assembly